Solanum stenotomum is the source of this 597-nucleotide messenger RNA. RefSeq lists its product as uncharacterized. The coding region runs from base 1 to 597 and encodes 198 amino acids. Gene Ontology annotation, molecular function: DNA helicase activity. The transcript has a single exon. Gene Ontology annotation, biological process: DNA repair; telomere maintenance. NCBI's taxonomy places the organism in Eukaryota, Viridiplantae, Streptophyta, Magnoliopsida, Solanales, Solanaceae. The record is from RefSeq and is a predicted model, not a curated record.
AUGGGGCAUGAUAUAAAUGAAUAUGAACUCAUCCCAGAAAGUAUCAACUCUUCUGCAGCAGUGAGAGAGGCAAAGGACGUUCAUUUUGAGAGAUCUAUUACUGUUAGUGAAGACGAUGUUCUCUUGCAUAAGAAGUUGAACAACAAGCAAAUGAUUGCAUAUAAUGUAAUUAAAGAGAGAAUAUUUUCAAACAAAGCAGGACCAUUCUUUAUAGAUGGUCCAAGAGGUACAGGGAAAACUUUUUUAUACCGUGCCUUAUUAGCAACUAUACGAUCAAUGGGAUACAUAGCUUUAGCAACAGCCACAUCUGGUGUUGCUGCUUCUAUUCUUCCAGGUGGACGUACAACACAUUCACGUUUUAAGAUUCCCAUUGAUUUGGAUGAGAAUUCAAGUUGUAACAUAAGUAAAGAAAGCUCGCUUGCAGGUCUAAUUCGAGAAGCAAAAUUGAUUGUUUGGGAUGAAGUCUCUAUGGCUAAAAGAAGAGUGAUAGAAGUUCUUGAUCUGCUAUUAAAAGAUCUGAUGAAUACAAAUGUAUUAUUUGGUGGAAAAGUUGUAGUUUUAGGAGGCGAUUUCAGACAAACUCUUUCGGUUAUAUGA